AAAGCCAGAUAAGAUUAACAUUGAAUUGAUUAAAAAAAAAAUUGUUUUAAUACAAAUUAUGAUUCCAUUAUAAUAUUUUUUGAUAAAUAUUUACAUCUGUAAGCUUUAUGCCUUAAUUAUAAUUGAAAAAUGGAAAUUUUGAAGUUAAGUUUGUGUAUAUUGGUGUUUUGUUUAUUAUUUGGGCAUACUCUACAGCAAACCCAAAUAGGCAAGAGCAAUCGACACACACAAUCCUAUGGGUUGAUUAUAUCAAAUUUUGAAGAAAACCUAUUACACCACGAGUGGGCGAACGAGGAACUACCAUGUCUCCAAAAGACCUUGGAUAUACUGAGGAAUGUAAAGAAUCAUACGCUUUGGGCUACUUGGAUUUGGGACUCGAUGCAGAGUCCAACUGGAGUGCUGUAUGGGACAAGAAACCAGUUCGGAAACAACGAGCAAUGUAUCCAUCCACCCUGGAUACACACACAUCCGGAACUACGCACACAGUACUGUCUAGCCGAUAUUAAGCUUUCUAAGAAGAGACAAAUUAAACAUGAGGACCCGUAUACAAACGCAAAUGAGUAUGUAUCUUCGAUGUCGAAAUAUAAAUUGGCCUUCAACAAGCUAACAUGGGGCCUGUGCCUUCCGGAUAUCUGUACGCCAAAUUCUAUAAAGAAGUUUGCGGAGACUUUCCUAAACAACAGUCACCUUGGGUUUGCGAUACCUGAAGUAACUAUCAGUAUAGAUUCCUGCCAAAGUUAUAAUGAAAAGACUGAAGUAUCGUAUGGAUACUACGCCACUGUUGCCUUUAUCGGAUCUAUGGUUCUGCUAACUUCAUUUUGUACACAUUAUUACGAAAAUCACCGCUAUGCGAAAGAAGAAACUCGGAAAAUCCUUAUAGCGAAAGCAUUUUCAGCAGUUGUGAAUACAGCAGAACUCUUCAAAGAGAAGAAAGAUGCGAUCUAUUCCCUCAAUUCGUUGAAGUUCUUGACAGCGUGUAUAUUAUCAUUUAUACACUAUACCAUUAUCUGUUUUGAAACAGGGAUAAGAAAUUUCAAAAGUGUAGAUGCCUUCAUAGAACGCUAUAGCCUGCAUUUAUUUUUUCAUUCAGACAUACUAGUUGAUAGUUGUAUAAUGAUAUCUGGGGUUUUGUUGAUGAACAGCAUCUUGUCGACUGAUAAGCCUGUUACUGUAAACAAUGUGAUUAAAAGAUACUUCAGGUUAACAUACGUACCGAUGGUUGUAAUAUUGUAUAUCACCCAAGUAUCAAAAUACCACAGUUCAGGACCGUUAUUGCAUAAGAAAUUAUUAUCUGAUGUUGAUAAUUGCAGAAACAAUUGGUGGACUGUUUUAUUGAAUGUGAACAACUAUGUAGACUUUAGAAAAGCUUGCUUGCCAAACACGUGGUCAAAUGCUUGCGACUUUCAUUUAACUAUAAUCGGUACAGGACUGUACUGGUUGUACCAACAAAAUAGAUCGCUCGGUAAAAAAGCUUACAUUAUAGGAGCACUUGCUUCAGUUAUGCUGCCGACUUUGGAAGCGUUUCGAUAUGGAUUGGGUCCAAUAAAUAUUAGUGAUUUGGAACGGUUUGGUGACUUUAUGGCCCAUCUAAAUACGGCGACGUACCUACAUUCACAUCUGCGGAGUGGGCCAUAUUUUAUUGGACUUGCUUUUGGUUGUCUACUCUCUACAUAUAAACCAGCCAAUUACAAGAAACUGCCAGUGAACACAUCAAUUACUAUACUUACCCUUGGAUCAGGGUUAGGUCUAUUUAUACUUAUGCUAGGAGGACAUUUAGCAUAUCAAAACUACAGUCCAUUCGAGGCGGCCUUAUAUGUGGGGACUAACAGGACUAUUUGGGCUAUUGCCUUGGGCAUCGUACUAGUUAGCUGUGAAUACGGUUAUAUACCACUUAUAUCUGAUUUCAUACACUGGCGAAUUUUCAUCCCCUUAAGCAAGCUAAGCUUUAGUUUGUACAUAACACACUGGCUUGUAAUAAAAAUGAAAAACUACAAUACAAUGGGUCCUGAAACUUGGGACCUUCCAUAUUUGGUAAUAGACUCACUGGGCAUAAUAACAUUUUGCUGUGUACUGUCUUAUUUGCUAUGGUUGGUGUUUGAAGCGCCUAUGAACAAUUUGGUAGCACUUUCACUACGAAUGAGAUCACAUAAAGAAAUCAAUGAUGGAACAUCACCAACAAUCGGAGUUCCAAACACGGUGAAGAAAAUAACUUGAAACAACAAAAAAAUAUGUUUAAUUUUAUAAACUACUUUCCAAAAACACC
Molecule: messenger RNA, 2263 nt
Organism: Bicyclus anynana (squinting bush brown)
Lineage: Eukaryota; Metazoa; Arthropoda; Insecta; Lepidoptera; Nymphalidae
Product: nose resistant to fluoxetine protein 6
Exons: 14
Coding region: 130-2214 (694 amino acids)
Molecular function (GO): acyltransferase activity, transferring groups other than amino-acyl groups
Source: RefSeq, a predicted model, not a curated record